GAUGGGGAUGCCCUGAUGAGGUUUGUCCUGCUAAUUAGCCUCUCAUUGGUUGCUGGUCCCCAGGUGGGAGCGCUCGGGGGAGUGGAGCCAGGCCCCGCCCCUCCUCCUGUCCCUGCGGCUGCGGAGCUGCGCCGCUGCUGUUCCGGUUUCGGGAUCUCCCGGGCUAUGGAGCCAAGAAGACCACAUGCGUUGAGGGUGCUGGUGGACAUGGACGGUGUGUUGGCCGACUUUGAGGGCGGCCUGCUGCGAAGCUUUCGUCUCCGCUUCCCCCAGGAGCCCUACGUGGCCCUGGAGGAGCGGAGAGGCUUCUCGGCCCGGGACCAGUACGCAGCCCUUCGGCCCGACCUCGCGGAGAAAGUGGCAAGUAUUUAUGAAACACCAGGGUUUUUCCUAGAGCUGGAGCCCAUCCCUGGAGCCUUGGAAGCCUUGCAAGAAAUGAAAUGCAUGAAGGAUACUGAAGUCUUCAUUUGCACAAGUCCACUGCAGAAGUACAAUUACUGCGCUAGUGAGAAGUACCACUGGGUGGACAAGUACCUAGGUCCUGAGUUUGUCGACCGAAUGAUUCUGACCAGGGAUAAGACAAUAGUGUCUGGGGACCUGCUCAUUGAUGACAAGGAUACUAUUCAAGGCCACGAGGAGAAUCCAAGCUGGGAGCACAUCUUGUUUACUUGUUGCCACAAUCAACACCUGGACCCACUCCCCUCCAAAAGAAGGCUUAAUUCCUGGAGUGACAACUGGAGAGCCAUCUUAGAUAGUAAGCGGAAAGCAAGACUAGGACAGGACUGAAAGGCAUCUGCAGUAGGGACAAAUGGAGCUCUGUAAGCCACAUCAGCCCAUCUAGGGAAGAGUGACUUCAAACGAGAGAGGGAAGUACAGGGGAGGAAAGCUGAAAUAGGCCACGGAACAGAUGUGUAGUCCAGGGGUAACCUCCCCAGCACAGACCCAACCAUCAAAUACCUCCAGAAAUAACUGUACCACCAUAUCACAGUAACAACCUGGGACUGUGGGUCACACAUUGUCAAUAAAAAAUUUUGACUCUGAA
Molecule: messenger RNA, 1042 nt
Organism: Phascolarctos cinereus (koala)
Lineage: Eukaryota; Metazoa; Chordata; Mammalia; Diprotodontia; Phascolarctidae
Gene: NT5C
Product: 5', 3'-nucleotidase, cytosolic
Biological process (GO): pyrimidine deoxyribonucleotide catabolic process
Cellular component (GO): mitochondrion
Molecular function (GO): 5'-nucleotidase activity
Source: RefSeq, a predicted model, not a curated record